Molecule: messenger RNA, 994 nt
Organism: Kickxella alabastrina
Lineage: Eukaryota; Fungi; Kickxellomycota; Kickxellomycetes; Kickxellales; Kickxellaceae
Product: Rtf2 RING-finger-domain-containing protein
Exons: 1
Coding region: 64-867 (267 amino acids)
Biological process (GO): site-specific DNA replication termination at RTS1 barrier; mitotic DNA replication termination
Cellular component (GO): nucleus
Source: RefSeq, a predicted model, not a curated record
GUUUUUUGAAGACAUUAAAAUUAUUUUUAUAUUAUAUAUAAUCAAUCAAUUUAUUUUUAAAAAAUGGGAAACGAUGGAGGAAGUAUUCCGCGUCGCAGCGAACUUGUGCGCGAAAAGAAAAAGGACGAAAAAGCUGACCGGAAGAACCAACUCCAAGCAAUGACCACCAACUGCUCGCUCUCCAAGCGCCCCCUCCGACAACCCAUUGUAUCUGACGCCCUCGGCCGUCUCUACAACCGUGAAUCUGUCCUUGAAUACCUCCUAGACAACCGCGCCUUCGGUGACGGCUCUCAAAUCUGCGCCCACAUCAAGGGCCUUAAGGACAUUAAAACCCUGCAACUUAAGGACAACCCCUCAUUAAGCAAGCAUGGUUCGAGGGAUUCUACCAGCCUUGUGUCGGGUCCUGAGGAGACGGAGGAGGCGCGGUUCGUGUGUCCGGUGACGAUGAAGGAGAUGAAUGGCAAUUUGCCUUUCGAAUUCGCAUGGUCCUGUGGAUGUGUCUUUUCGGCGAUGGCACGGAGGGAAAUGGGGAAAGCCAGCGGUAACGUCAAUGGCAAUGGCAAUGGCAGCGGCAGCGGGGGCUUGGGUGCUAUGGCGGAGUGCGUAGUGUGCGGUCAGCCUGUUUUGUCCGACGACAUUAUUCCAAUUAAUUCUCAAGACGCGCAAGUAUUGGACACGCUACGCUCGCGGAUGGCAGAGCGGCGCAGGAGGGAAGAUGAUGAGAGGAAGAGUAAGAAGGCCGCGAAGAAGACCAAAACAAAGCCCAAGGGAAAGCGCGGCCGCGAGGAGGCGGGGCAGGAGAAGGAGGAGGGUGAGGAGGAGGACAAUGGUGGGUGUGGGCCUGAAAGAAAGCACGCGAAAAAAUAAACAAGUUUUUAUUUUGAGGCCUGAUGAUAGCAACACGAGAGAUAAAGCCUUGAAACAUACAGUUUAGCUGGACUGGGGAACCAAAGUAAACUAUACAAUGCUUUCUUUUUUCCUUUCGUUAAUUUAU